Molecule: messenger RNA, 4819 nt
Organism: Podarcis raffonei (Aeolian wall lizard)
Lineage: Eukaryota; Metazoa; Chordata; Lepidosauria; Squamata; Lacertidae
Gene: PLAG1
Product: PLAG1 zinc finger
Exons: 6
Coding region: 2860-4365 (501 amino acids)
Biological process (GO): regulation of transcription by RNA polymerase II; cell fate commitment
Cellular component (GO): nucleus; cytoplasm
Molecular function (GO): RNA polymerase II cis-regulatory region sequence-specific DNA binding; histone deacetylase binding; DNA-binding transcription factor activity
Source: RefSeq, a predicted model, not a curated record
UGCAGCAGAGGCAACCCCAGAGGGUAUGACACCAAAGCAAGGGUUCUGCUUUAGGAAGGUGCAAGGGCACUAUUCUUUCGGUUUUAGUGGCUGCAUGUGCCCAUUUGAAGGAUUCCUGAGUUGGAAUACAAAUCUUCUGAGUGUUGGGAUAGGACCUACACCUAUGACCAGGUGAAAGCUUGAUAAUGGAAUCCUUCAGCUAGGGUGGAGGAUUCAACUGGGAUCUGUUUACAGUAUGAGUGCUGGGUGGCUUGAGAGUAUGUGUGGCGGUUGUGGAAAUAGGAUGGGAUAGGAAUAGGUUUGAUGCAUUGACUGCUAGGUGGUGGUAGUAAGUGAUUGAUGAAAAGUUAGCUUGUAUAGAUAUUCUUGGGGAUUAUGGGCUGGUAGUGGUUGGAUGAGAUUGUGUUGAGUGUUUUUAUGUUGGUACGGUAAUCCUGUAUGUGUUUAACUGGAUAUUGAGAAUUAAUAUUGUCAGGGUGGAUGGAGCAGAGUCAUGAUAGUUUUCUGGGAUGUGCCUGGGGAGGUCAGUAGGCUUUCCUUGAUUCCAUUGGUUACAGGCAGAAGUAGUUAUGACACUGGAGAGCAGACAUACCAUUUGCAGAAAAAGGGACACAGCCAUGUACAGACUGUGUCCCUUUCUGAUCUUUCCCUUAUCUCUUGUCUGCUAGUAGCUUGGUUGUUGGGCCUUCUGCUCCGACAAUGAAGCUGUUUAACACCAGUUCAGUUCGCAAUAACACCAUACUCACGAGGGAGCCAUUCUGGGAUGCGUUUCUGAGACAUAUGUGGGCUAGAUAUCAAGAAAGUGUGUUCACCUAUGUACUUUCUACAGCACCAGCUGAAUCGGAUAAACACACAUGUGCGAGUUGGAGUUGUUAUAGUCCAUAUAAUUAAUUUAUCUGGCUAAUAAACCUCCCUGAUCUGGAAUGGGCUUUGAGAGCCUACUAUUUGGCCAUCCAGACAGACUGGGAAUGUUGCUUGUGUACCCCUAACCUUUCUGGACUGAGUUUGCUAAGGUGGUGUUGAAGAACUGUUAUUCUGAGCACUAAAUAUCCAUGUUGGCUUUAUAACUUCCAUGACUGACUGUUUGUCAUUGGCAAACAGAGAUGAUCACACCCUCAAUCUUGUGUUUGAUUCAGGGCAGGUGGGAGUGAGAGUCUGGAAAUGGAGAAAGGUGUCCUGAUAACCCCAUUGUUAUGGUCAGACCAUUUCUUGGUAAGCUUUGAUCUUAUAUUACCAGUUCCCCCUUCAACGAUGGGACCCCCAUUAAGAUCCAUGGUGCAACUAGAGGUACUUCAGCCCAAUGAGUCCCCAAAUGCAUGGUUUUUAUCCACCAUGAACUGUGCAUUCAGUAUUGUAAAGCCAAUUUUGUAGAACUGCCUUCUAGUUGAGAUCGAACAGGUGCCCUAUUCUUUUUCACAAUUAUAUUGAUUGGAUGGUCUAUAAAUAUUUGUUACAAUCCAGUGAAUUCAGUCCCAAAUUCCAUUGGAAUUGGUUUAUUUUGGUGCACAAUAACUCCGUUUUGCAAUAUGAUCACUUACAUCUUAUAGGUCAUAAAAACCAAUUAAAUCAUUGUGCAGGUGAAAUGGUUUCCACAAGUGCAACAGUACUUCUCACUCUCCUCCCCCUACAACAUCCUCUAAUCUGCUCCAGAGGGCUGAGGGAACCCCACAGAGCAGAUCUGGGAGGUAUUUGGAUGAAAGGGAAGGGAACUGUCAUUGCACUAACAGAAGUUGUUUCAUUUUUGCAGUGAUUUAGUUGGGUUGAAGCCAUGAAUUGGAAUCCAGUUGGUGCCCCUCCCUUUCACUUGAUGAUGAAAAAGUCCCUGUUUUGCCUGAAAGAUUGUCUACAAUAGUACACAGUCUUAGGGCAAAUAAUUUUGAUGUGUUCAUUAUGAUCAAAGAAAUGUGUAUAAUUUUGACUGGUAUUGUGUAAUAAAUGAAUAAAGUGAGUUUUCCAAGGCUUGAAGUCCUGCAAAGUCAUGAAGCUUGUUUAAGUUAACUUAGGCAAGUUUUUCCUCUCAACCUGUGUCAAAUGUUUCUGUGAGGAUAAAUGAAUUUGGGGCCCAGCAUCCUGAAAUUAAGUGACAAAUCUGAAUUGGGUUGACAUUCCCACUUAUCAAGAAGCUCAUUACAGAGCAUUUUUAUUGUUAGAUUAUUCAGCUAUGCCACACUAUUCCAAGUGCUUUCUAACUUGUAUGCUUUUUAAUCAAGGACAGUGAUAACAUCAUGUAUGCAUACAAAAACCUGAAAUCCUAGAUGUCUUUCAGCAGGAAUGGGACUUGCGUUUAAGAAAAUAGUUCAACAUUCACCACCAGAUUCACUAAAUAAACUGAAACCUGCUACUUCAACAGAAACAAAUGUUUUUAUCCAAGUUUCAUCAAACACAUGCCUCAAUGUGAGUGCUGCAAGGGCAUGAGGCUGCACCUUCUCCACAGUGAUGCCCACGUAGUGGAACACUUUGCCAGCUAAGGGCUAGACACGAGAUGUGGAUGUACUGCAAAUCAAGAGUUCUGAGUUCCCACUUGCCUGUGAGCUGCUACAUAUCUAGGCAAGUGGUUAUUUACAUGUCUGGCUUGAAAGAUCAGCAAAAAUGGGAAGCACUGGAUUCUGGUUUGCUCCUAGACAUGUCAGUGGAACUGGUUAAGACCAAAAUCUGAAGGUUUUUCUUCGUUAUCCAUCACCAGGUGUGCACUGAACAGAGGCUACCAUAAAUCUGUUUUGAGUAUGAACACCUUUUAAAAUGUCCCCUUUUGCUUUCUUUAACGACCACAUGAAACUUGAGAAGCCAUCUAAAGCUAAAUCAUUUAGUGGAGUUGGGCAAUUCCCAAGUGUCCAACAAGAAGGCCUGGUUUAGGCUGCGAUGGCCACUGUCAUUCCUGGUGAUUUGUCAGAAGUAAGAGAUACCCAGAAAGUCCCUUCAGGGAAACGUAAGCGUGGUGAAUCCAAACCAAGAAAAAACUUUCCUUGCCAACUGUGUGACAAGGCCUUUAACAGUGUUGAGAAAUUAAAGGUUCACUCAUACUCUCACACAGGAGAGAGGCCCUACAAGUGCACACAACAAGACUGCACCAAGGCCUUUGUUUCUAAGUACAAAUUACUAAGGCAUAUGGCUACUCAUUCUCCUGAGAAAACCCACAAGUGUAAUUAUUGUGAGAAAAUGUUUCAUCGAAAAGAUCACCUAAAGAAUCACCUGCAUACCCAUAAUCCCAAUAAAGAGGCCUUUAAGUGUGAAGAAUGUGGAAAGAACUACAACACGAAGCUUGGGUUUAAGCGUCACCUGGCUUUGCAUGCUGCAACAAGUGGUGACCUCACCUGUAAAGUAUGUUUGCAGACAUUUGAAAGCACAGGGGUGUUGCUGGAGCACCUAAAAACUCAUGCAGGCAAAUCAUCAGGUGGCGUGAAGGAGAAAAAGCACCAGUGUGAACAUUGUGAUCGUCGGUUUUACACCCGAAAGGAUGUCCGAAGACACAUGGUAGUGCACACUGGAAGAAAGGACUUCCUCUGUCAGUAUUGCGCACAGAGAUUUGGCCGGAAGGAUCACCUAACACGGCAUAUGAAGAAAAGUCACAACCAAGAACUUCUGAAGGUCAAAACGGAGCCAAUGGAUCUACUAGACCCAUUUCCUUGCAAUGUUUCUGUGCCUAUAAAGGACGAGUUACUUCCAGUGAUGUCUUUAUCUUCCAGUGAACUGACAUCAAAGCCAUUUACAAACACUUUGCAAUUAAAUCUCUACAAUACUCAGAUUCAGUCCAUGCAGAGCUCAACAUCUGCACACCAAAUGGUUGCCACAUCAUUACCUUUAGGAAUGCCUUGUCCAAUAGAUAUGGAAUCUGUCCAUCCUUCUCACCAGCUCUCUCUAAAAUAUCCACUCAGUUCUACCUCAUAUACAGUUUCUAUGACUGAUAAAGAGCAGCCAUUGAAAGGGGAAAUUGAAAGUUACUUAAUGGAACUGCAAAGUGGUAUGCCUUCUUCAUCCCAAGAUUCUCAAGCAUCUUCAUCUAAAUUAGGGUUGGAUCCUCAAGUAGGGCCACUAGAUGAUGGAUCUGGGGAUGUUUCCCUUUCGAAAAGUUCAGUUUCUAUUAGUGAACCUCUAAGCACCCCAUCACUGGACUUCUCUCAGUUAUUCAAUUUUAUACCUGUAAAUGGACCUCCUUUUAAUCCUUCUGUUUCUGUAGGAAAUCUUGGAAUGAGUUACACGCAAGAGGAAGCACAUUCAUCUAUGACGCAGCUUCCUCCACAGGCACAAGAUCCACAUGACCCUGGUAAUGGUAUAGGUCUUGGGUCUUUGCAUUCAUUAUCAGCAGCUUUCACGAGCAGUUUAAACACAACCACAACCUUACCACGUUUUCAUCAAGCUUUCCAAUAGGGUGAAAAAUUGCCUUGUGACAGGUUUAUUUGUAGAAAUGCCUUAGAUUACUUUUAUUAAUGUAGUGCCUACUAUGUCAUUUGUAAAUCUACUUUUGUACAGUACCAAUCUCAUUAAGCCAGUAUGAAAUUCAAAUUAACUUUUAAAAUAUUUUGAAUGUGUUCAUUCACAGUUGUUUACUCUGUGUUGUUUUUUUAAGUCUCUGUAUUCUCACUGCCAAUAGACCCACACUUAAAAAAGGAAAAGGAAACCAUUCCCACUAAAAGUUAUGUAUCCCUUGUUUAAAAUUUCAUUAAGAUCUGAUAAUUCACUUUGUCAAUGGAAUUGUGGCUAUUUUGAUACUUUCAAGACUAGGAACAAAACAUUAUUGUUAAUACAGAUGUCUGUGAAAAAUUCAGAAUAUUUUUGCCUUGUUCAUGAACUAAAAAUCAUGAUUUAUAAAUAAGGAAAUGUG